AUGACUUCCCCUUUGCUUCCCUUUCUCUGCCUCUCAAUGAUUCUGUUACCCCUUCAACUCAUCAGUGUUGUAGCCCAAACCAAAACCAAGUUAGCUAUUGGUGAUUCUCAUACUGCAGGAAAAAGCACAACCCCAUGGUUGGUUUCAUCACCUUCUGGUGUCUUUGCCUUUGGUUUCCUCCCACUUGAGAACUCACCUGAUGAUUUCAUACUAUGCAUUUGGUAUGCCAAUAUUCAAAACAAGACCGUAGUUUGGUUUGCCAAUAGGGAAAAGCCUGCACCAAAGGACUCAAAAGUGGAGCUUACUGCUGAUGAUGGGUUGGUGCUCACUGCCCCCAGUGGUGACCAGUUAUGGAAGACUGGAACCAGUGUUAGAGUUUCAAGUGGUGUCUUUAAUGACACUGGCAACUUUGUCCUUCAGGAUGGUGGCUCCAACAGUGUUUGGGAGAGUUUCAAGGAUUAUAGAGACACCUUGCUGCCCUAUCAGACUCUGGAAAAGGGUCAAAAGCUUUCUUCUAAGCUUAGGGGGAAUGAUUUCAACAGUGGCAGGUUUGAGCUAUUUUUCCAAAACGAUGGUAAUCUUGUGAUGCACUCUAUAAAUUUACCAUCUGGAUAUUCUAAUGAAAACUACAAUGAAAGUGGAACCAUUGAGUCCAACACUGCUAGUGCUGGGAUUCGAUUGGUGUUUGAUAGAUCAGGAGACCUAUAUAUUUUGAGAGCGAACAAUGAAAAGUAUAUCCUGUCAGACGGGAGUAUUGGACCUUCUACCACUCAAUUUUACCUUAGAGCAACUCUUGAUUUUGAUGGAGUGUUCACACUCUAUCAGCAUCCAAAGGAUUCUUCUGGCAGUGGAGGUUGGACCUCAGUGAGGUCUUAUCCAGAAAAUAUCUGUAAGAGCCAUCUUGCUGCUGCAAGUAGUGGUGUUUGCGGAUAUAAUAGCAUAUGCAAAUUAGGAACUGAUAAGAGACCAACUUGUCAGUGUCCAAAAUGGUACUCGUUGGUUGACCCUGAUGAUCCCUAUGGUAGCUGCAAACCCGAUUUUGUACAAGAAUGUGUUGAAGAUGAAGAUAGCAACAUAAAGGAUCUAUAUGAUUAUGAGGUGUUGAUCGAUACUGAUUGGCCUCUUUCAGAUUAUGUGCUUCAAAAACCCUUUAAUGAAGACCAAUGCAAACAAUCUUGUAUGGAAGAUUGUAUGUGUUCUGUUGCCAUUUUCAGGCUAGGCGACAGCUGCUGGAAGAAGAAGUUGCCACUUUCAAAUGGUAGAGUUGAUCCCACACUUAAUGGUGCAAAGGCCUUCAUGAAAGUGAGGAAGGACAACUUCUCCUUGAUUGGUCCUCCAAUAAUUGUGAAGAAGAAUAGUAGGAACACUUUGAUUUUGGUUGGAUCGGUGCUUUUGGGUAGUUCUGCUUUUCUCAAUCUCAUAUUGGUUGUAGCAAUCUGCUUGAGCACUUCCUAUGUUUUUCAGUACAAGAAGAGGCUUAGAAGACUUGGCAAAAAUGACUUGGAAACCAACUUGCGUUGCUUUACUUAUGAGGAACUUGAAGAAGCCACUGAUGGCUUUGACAAAGUGCUAGGGAAGGGAGCUUUUGGCAUUGUGUAUGAAGGAGUCGUCAACAUGGGUUCCAUUACUCGUGUGGCGGUGAAAAGGUUGAACACUUUUCUCUUGGAAGAGGUUCAGAAGGAAUUCAAGAAUGAACUGAAUGUCAUUGGCUCAACACACCACAAGAACUUGGUUCGUUUACUUGGAUUUUGUGAGACCGAAUCAGAAAGGUUACUUGUAUAUGAGUAUAUGAGCAAUGGCACUUUAGCAAAACUUCUUUUUGAUGGGGAGAAACCAAGUUGGCAACUUAGGCUACAAAUUGCUUCUGGGGUUGCUAGAGGACUUCUAUAUUUGCAUGAAGAGUGCAGCACACAGAUCAUCCAUUGUGACAUAAAGCCUCAGAACAUACUCCUUGAUGAUUACUGUACUGCAAGAAUUUCAGACUUUGGAUUGGCCAAGAUUUUGAACAUGAAUCAGAGCAGAACCAACACUGUCAUAAGGGGAACAAAAGGGUAUGUUGCACUUGAAUGGUUCAAAAACAUGCCAAUCACCGCAAAAGUGGAUGUCUAUAGUUAUGGGGUGCUGUUGCUUGAGUUAGUUUCAUGCAGAAAAAGUGUAGAAUUUGAGAUAGAAGAUGAAGCCAAAGCAAUCCUAACUGAAUGGGCUUAUGAUUGCUACUCUGAAGGUGCUCUGCAUGCGUUGGUUGAGGGUGAUAAAGAGGCAUUGGAUGACAUGAAGACAGUGGAGAAUUUGGUGCUGAUUGCCAUUUGGUGUGUGCAAGAGGAUCCUGGUCUUAGACCAACCAUGAGAACUGUGACACAGAUGCUUGAAGGUGUUGUUGAAGUGGAAGUGCCACCUUGCCCUUCACAAGUUACUAUUCAAUAUUCCCUAAACUAG
This is a messenger RNA of Sphenostylis stenocarpa, 2436 nucleotides long. The record is from the annotation of a GenBank genome assembly. NCBI's taxonomy places the organism in Eukaryota, Viridiplantae, Streptophyta, Magnoliopsida, Fabales, Fabaceae.